AGCAGCCCCUCUCCAACCUCAGUGAAUUGGAGGACGACCAGGGUGAACCAGCGAAGAAGCCCCUCCGCACCAUGGCCAGCUGUGAUGAAGAAAAGGAGGACGAACAGCAGUCCGACGAGAAGAAAGAGGAAGAAUCAGAAGAAGAGGAGGCGGAGGAGGAGGAGGAGGAAGACACUGAAGCCGAGAUCCUGCUUGGUCCCCUGGAUAUGACGGUCCUCAAAGGGCAGUCUGCAACCUUCACUGCAACAUUCACCGGCAAGCCUCAGCCCGUAGUGUCUUGGCUCAAGAAGGAGCAAGAGAUCUGCGACGGCGGACGGUACACGGUGAAGACGGAGAACGGCACCACGACGCUCACCAUCAAGGACAUCGUCCAAGAGGACUGCGACAAGUACACCGUCGUCGUCAGGAAUGCACUGGCCGCCCACGCCGCCUUUGCUUCCCUUGCUGUAGGAAGUGCCCCCGAGCCGCCUGCGGAUCGACCCAACCACUCGGAGGUGACGGCGACUUCCGUGACUCUGUCUUGGUACGGCCCCACCUACGACGGUGGCUCCGUGGUCACGGGGUACAACGUGGAGGCGCGCAAAGUGGGCCAGGACGAGUGGAAGACGCUCAUCACGGGAUGCCAUUCUACGUCAUACAUUGUGACGGGACUAGAGACCGGAUGCCAGUACGAAUUCCGCGUGUGUGCACAAAAUAUGCACGGCCUCUCCGAGCCUUCGAAGCCCUCGCAGCCCGUCACUACCACCAAUCAGACCAAACAGGCAGAGGAGGAACCCGAGCCUGAAGACUAUGAAAAGGCCUUCGCUCCCCUCAACGUCGAGAUCGAGCCAGGGAACAUGUUCGACGAGCAGUACACCCUGCACGAGGAGGUCGGAAAGGGCCGCUUUGGCAUCGUCUACAGGGUCACGGAGAAGACCUCAGGCACCAGGAGGGCUGCCAAGAUCAUCAAGUGUAUCAAGGCUAAGGACAAGGAAAAGGUCCGCGAGGAGAUCUCCAUCAUGAACGCCCUCAGACACCCAAAGCUCCUCCAGCUCGGAGCAGCCUACGAGCGGCCGCGAGAGAUCAUCAUGGUGAUGGAAUAUAUAUCUGGCGGCGAGUUGUUCGAGCGUGUGGUGGCUGACGACUUCAACCUGACAGAGCGUGACUGCAUCCUCUUCGUCAGGCAAAUCUGCGAGGGAGUCCAAUACAUGCACAGCACCAACAUUGUACAUCUUGACCUCAAGCCCGAGAAUAUCCUGUGCGUGCGUCGUACGUCCCAUCAGAUCAAGCUGAUCGAUUUCGGCUUAGCGCGGAGAUUUAACCCCGAUGACCCCUGCCGAGUGCUGUUCGGAACACCCGAAUUCAUCGCUCCCGAGGUCAUAAACUACGAGCCAAUCGGCUUCGCUUCGGAUAUGUGGUCCGUCGGGGUUAUCUGCUAUGUUCUGCUGUCUGGGCUGUCGCCUUUCAUGGGCGACAACGACGCCGAGACUUUCAGCAACAUCACCCGCGCCGAGUUCGACUUUGACGACGACGCCUUCGACGCCAUCACUGACGACGCCAAAGAUUUUAUCCAGUCCUUGCUUGUCAAACGAAAAGAAAAGCGACUCACGCCCGCACAAUGUCUGGAGCACCGUUGGCUGAACCAGACUGAAGGUACCAUGAACAAGGUCGUCCUCUCCACAGACAAACUGAAGAAGUUCAUCAUUAGGCGAAAGUGGCAGAAAACUGGAAAUGCUAUCCGCGCUCUGGGACGAAUGGCCAACUUGACCAGCCGUCGCAGUUCUCAACCUUCUUCACCCACGAGACUCUCCCCCCUCCCGGAGAACCACACCCACACGCCCACCACCCCCUCCAGCCCCUCCCCCGUGUCCUCGCCCGCCGCCCUCGUUAAGACCAAGGGCUGCGCCCCCGUCACCCGCUCCUCGCCAAGCAUCAUCAGCGAGAGAAGCGAUUCCGGGCGCACUGUUAUCAAAAGUGGAAAGACACCUUCUCUAGACUGGCAGUCGUCGGUUGACUCUGCUGUCUGCGACGACGACUUUAUCGGCAAGAGCGGCGACUUCGGGUCUUCGCAGAGAAGAAUCUCACGGGAGGCGCUGCUGCAUGCCAAGACCGACGCACUAAUGAACGCUCACUCCAGAAUAUAGAAAUAUAUAUAAAAGAAAAUAGACUCGUAGUAUAUAAUGCUUAACUAAAGUUUUAUUGUAACGUAAAUAUACAUACAUGUAUACUGUGUACAUACAAGAGAAGAAAGGACGUUGGAGUGUAGUUACUAGCUGAUUAUUUGCCUUUUUAAUAAGUAUCAUAGUGGCCUUGAAUUUAAUAAGAUUUUAUUUAAUCCAUAUUUUGUCUGGACCUUAUGUAUUUAGAACGCGCUGGCCAGUGACGGUAAGCCUCGCGCACGAAGCUGUGCAGGUUCAGGUCGGUUCGUCUUGCUCUCAAAGUGUUGUAUUUCUGCGGGCUGUGUUGGUGCACUCGCCCUGCAUUUGUCUAUUUAAUCCAUGUCAACGAAUAUGGAGCUUAUUUAGACGCUUUCAAGAUGGAGUCGUGAACACUUGACACAAGAAAAUUCCAUUGCGGAAAAAAUGGAAACCGAAACUUCGACCUCUGAAGCGUGUCUUCCCUCGGGACACGUGGGAAAGAGGAGGAACUCAACUUCGUAUUCUCACUGUCGACCAGCCAGAACAGACUCUCGUGAAGGCUGAUGAUGCAUCAUACUUUUUAUCUUAGAAAAGUGUACACAAGCAAGUCAAAGGAAGAAUGUAAAAAAAUGUGUGUUUGACGUUUUGCCGUGACGGAAAGACCAAGGGAAGCGUGCCUGAAUUUGCUUCCGUUGCCUCUCCGUCACACCCGUUUGUUUUCCCUUGCAGAAAAAAAUCCUGUGAAUUUGCCGUUAGUUCUUUAUUGUGUGUUUUAAUGUAUGCUUCAUAUGAUUUUGAUUUUUUCUCAGUGCCAAAUAAAAUGUACAGAUGGUUUGCCUGAUAUCAUUCCACAUAAAACCUUUAUUACAUCUUUGAUUCAUUUGCCGGAAAUCAUUCAUCUUAACAGGUCAACGUCCUAUUUUAUAUGUUUAUUGUUCAUCAUCGAUACAUUUAGUUCCUUUUCAAUGGCCUUAUUUUAUUUCAAAAUGAUGUCGAUUAUCGCAUCUAACCCACCCCAUAUUUUUUCUGAAAUUUCAAUGCCUUAGUGUAGCCAAGCCAGGUGGUGACCUUACAUGCCCAGUGAGCCACCUCUUGGCUUCGGCUUUGCUUAAUAAAGAACAUUCAACGGUCAUCCCGCCUUUAUAAUAGUUACCGCUGGAGUGUGGUUCGGAUUCCCGUUAUCUGAGAUGGUCCGAGUGGCAGCCUAGCCUAGAUUCUUCGAGCCGUUACUAACAGGUUGAGAAUGUUACUUGUAGUGCCAGCAGUGCCAUUUCAUUUAUCAAAGCUUCAGAGAUAACGGCGUCGCGACAAUCACCUCCAAAGGUUAUUUAGGAUCCGUUUACCGAAGAAGCAUCCUGUUGAUUAUAGGUAGAAGAGAGUGGUUCCUGAUGUGUUUGUGUAGCUACGGUAAUGUGAUAAAAAUGUAGAUAAGAUAUCCCAAGUAUGUGCAUGAUAUUGUUGUUAAGAGAUUAAAAGAUUUAUUUGAGA
Messenger RNA from Penaeus vannamei (Pacific white shrimp), 3605 nucleotides. The record is from RefSeq and is a predicted model, not a curated record. NCBI's taxonomy places the organism in Eukaryota, Metazoa, Arthropoda, Malacostraca, Decapoda, Penaeidae.